AUCGGAGUUCCCCAACAAGGGGAGAACAGCGCCACCGGAGGCCGACACCCCCCAUCACCACUGGGGAGGCUGAGGCCCUCAUUCAGAGGGUUGGGAUCACGGCCGAACAAUUCAAGGAGGUGCUGGCCGCACUUACGCCCAACCGCGAGGUUGUGGUAGGAGAUGUGGUUGGGGGACCCACAGGCGAGAAGGCUGGACCUGGAGGCUCCCAAGGAAAAAAUAAAAAGUGAGGCGGUCCCAAAAGAAGAAGGCGACCAAGCCUAAUGGGAAGGCUAUGAUGGCAGAUGCGCUUUCCAGGCUAGAAGAAGAGGACGAGUCGUCCUCCUUCGAGCGGAUGUCUGCUUUUGACCGUUUGGGAGACCCCAAGUCGAAGAAACCACGGACCUCUGCGUUCGAAAGGCUGCAGGACACUCGGCCGGCCCGAAAAGGCGACUUGAGAGACACGCUCAAGGAGAAGAGAGGGGAGUCCACAGCGACCUCCAAGGUCGGUUCUGAGGAGCGACGGACGAUAGUCGGGGAUAAGGGCGCAGCCGAGCUGUGGAAAAUGUACGAACAACUGGAGAAGCGGCUGUAUGCCCAGAACCCCUAUCGCCAGGCGGUCUUCAGUGAGGUAACGCCCUUCUCCAGAAGGAUAAUGUCCUGCCCUCUCCCAGAUAAUUUCAAGACUCCCCAGAUCAAGGCAUACAACGGGACGACCGAUCCCCAAGACCACCUCGCUCGCUUCGGGGCCAACGUGGUCAUCCGGAGACAAAAGCUCCCCUUCUCGCAUUUGCUCAAUGUGAAGAUCCGGAAGGGGGAACAGCUCCGGGAGUUCAUUAAUAGGUGGGAGAAGGAGGCUAGGGAUGUCCAAGGGGCGGACGACCAAGCCCUGAUCGCCAUGCUCCAAGCUGCACUCCCCCAAGGGGAUGUGCAGUUCAAGCCGCGACCGGCGAUAAAGGGGCAGACAUUAGCAGAUUUCGUGGUAGAAUGCACCGCGAGAGAGGUAGAAUCUAGUGGAAAAGAACCCGAGGGGAAUUGGUGGACCGUGUACACCGAUGGGUCGUCCGCGACUGGUGCUUCGGGGGGAGGUGUCGUGGCGAUAUCUCCGGAAGGGUUCAAGGCAUACUACUCCGUGAGAUUCCGGUUUAAAGUCUCGAACAAUGAGGCUGAAUAUGAGGCACUGCUUUGCGGCUUGAGGUUGGCAGCCUCAUUAAAAGCUGAGCGAAUCCAAGUCCGGUGCGAUUCCAAGCUAGUGGUAGGCCACGUCACUGGAGAAUUUGAGGCCAAGGAUGAACGAAUGAAGAACGUCGAACCCUGUCAAGCGACCAAGGUUGAAGACGACGCCGUGGCAAGAAAGUCUGAGAGAACGGCUAAGUCUGGAACACAAGAUCUGUUGAUCGCAUGAGCGACCAGGGGAUCUUGGGGGUAUGGCGACGCCACAAGGGUCAAAGUAACCCGAAAAUGGCUAAGUCAAAAGAGGCGAGGUAUUCUCUGAUUCAAUUCCGAGGAAACCUGAACGUCAAAAGUAGGAUGCGAAAGAGAAGAAGGUGAAACUUGUAAGUAAACAGGUAACAUCAAA
This is a messenger RNA of Cuscuta campestris, 1558 nucleotides long. Lineage: Eukaryota; Viridiplantae; Streptophyta; Magnoliopsida; Solanales; Convolvulaceae. The record is from the annotation of a GenBank genome assembly.